Molecule: messenger RNA, 758 nt
Organism: Centruroides sculpturatus (bark scorpion)
Lineage: Eukaryota; Metazoa; Arthropoda; Arachnida; Scorpiones; Buthidae
Exons: 2
Coding region: 221-610 (129 amino acids)
Source: RefSeq, a predicted model, not a curated record
UGAUCAUCCAGCAUACGUUAGCAAUCAGAACUUACAUCUUACUUGCUCACGCGUAUUGCAUUUAGUACCGAACUUUAAAUUUAUGUGACCAGUAGUUAAUCUUUAUGGACAAAGUGAUUACACUUUGUCCAUAAUGUUCUCGUAAUCUCAUCAAUUACGAGAACAUUUGGAGAAAGUACAUGGAUUUGCCUUUGAAGUUGAGAAGCUGGAAUUCAAAAAUAUGAAGGAUUUCUAUGAAUGGAAAGUAACAGAGGAAUUGAGAACCAACUCUAAAUAUUCUGCACCUUGUGGGCCUCGCACAAAAAAAUCAAGAGGAGAAAACAAAUAUUAUUUCUAUUGUAACAGGACUGGAAGAAAACGAUAUAAACAGCUACAGAGUAAACGACCUAACAGAUGUCUAGAAUCCUGUAAAAUUCAAGAUCACUGCACCUCAGCAAUGAAUGUGCUAGAAGGAAGAAAUAAUGUACAAGUAACUUACAUCAAACCUCAUUAUGGUCAUGAUUGCAAACUUGGACAUAUCCCACUACUUAAUGAAACACGACAGGAAAUAGCAGGUAAUAAUUUUGGAAACAUUAAGUACCUUAUAUUACAUAAACAAAGUAGUACUUAGGGUCACAGCAACUUAAAAUUGUCAUUCCCAUUUUCUUUCAUAUAUCUUAUGUACAGAAACUGUAUAUACACAUCUUUUAAACUGAAUGUCUCAUUUCCUGUUACAUUUCUCUUUGGUUAGAUUUCUAUAAAAUUCACAUACUUCUCAU